AACACACCAAUAUACCAACACAAACAAAGCGCGUGUAGACAAUUUUUUUUUCAACGUUCAUAAUUUGCGUGGAAUUUGGGAGCUGCAAACAAAACUGCAAAUAUUGUAAAGAAUUAUUUAAUAAAAUUCUGAAAGAGAAUUGGCAAAAAACAAUUGUAUUUUGUUGUUGUGAUGUGUGUGCAUGGUUAAUAUUGUAGUUUGUGUACUUGAUUCUGUGUGCUGUGUGCAAGUGCAAGAACAAAAACAAGAAUAAGAUAAAGAAGAAGACAAAGAGUGAGCAGCAACAGCGGUGAGAAAGAGGAGUUAAGAGUAUAAAAAGGUGUAAAACGCAUUGACGAAAAUAGUAGUACGUGUGGGUGUGUGUGUUUAUAGGGCAAAACUAACAACAACAAAAAAAAAAAAAAAUAGAAAAAAAACAAGAUGUCCAGUUUGCCACGUCGCAUUAUUAAGGAGACGCAACGUUUGAUGCAGGAACCGGUGCCCGGAAUAAAUGCGAUUCCAGAUGAAAAUAAUGCUAGAUAUUUUCAUGUGAUUGUCACCGGUCCGAAUGAUUCGCCCUUUGAGGGGGGUGUAUUUAAGCUGGAACUCUUUCUGCCCGAGGAUUAUCCAAUGUCAGCGCCCAAAGUGCGUUUCAUCACAAAGAUCUAUCAUCCGAAUAUCGAUCGCUUGGGUCGAAUUUGCCUCGAUGUGCUCAAGGAUAAAUGGAGUCCUGCUUUGCAAAUACGUACCAUCUUAUUAUCCAUCCAGGCGCUAUUGAGUGCCCCCAAUCCCGAUGAUCCAUUGGCCAAUGAUGUUGCCGAAUUGUGGAAGGUCAACGAGGCGGAAGCCAUACGUAAUGCCCGUGAAUGGACCCAAAAAUAUGCGGUCGAAGACUGAAGUGUUCAAUCGUUGGGGGAGUUAAAAAAAAAUGUAUCACGGAUUGAAAACUGGUGUGAUUAGGGAUGGGUACAGGGCGGGGCAGGGGUUACUCUACAGCAGAAACGAUAUGAAGGUGAAUCAACAAAACGAAAUUUAUUUCAAAUAUAUAUUUCUUUUCCUUUUUUUUUUUUUUGAUGUCUUGGGCGGGUUUUCUCUAUGAUAAUAAAGAUGAAGUUGAUUAUGAUAUAAGAUUAAUAAUGAUG
Messenger RNA from Drosophila innubila, 1121 nucleotides. RefSeq names its product ubiquitin-conjugating enzyme E2 N (gene ben). The transcript is spliced from 2 exons. Bases 421 to 876 code for a protein of 151 amino acids. Lineage: Eukaryota; Metazoa; Arthropoda; Insecta; Diptera; Drosophilidae. The record is from RefSeq and is a predicted model, not a curated record.